AUGAUAUUUUAAGCAGUAAAUUAUGCAAGUCCAGCUAAACCAUUUCCUGUUUAAACAAAGAAAGAAAGGGGGAAAAUGGAAUAACAUUCACUUCCUGAAUGAUAGCAUUCCAGUUCUGGCUACAGUAUAACUGCCAAUCAGAAGCCUUCUUAGAAGGAUAAUUUCAAAUGCUGUUUACACGUUUUGUGAUUUCUCUUUCUCAUUCCUGGUGUUGUACCACUUGAAAAAUGUCUUGAUUCGUUUUGCUGGACAGCUGUAUGAAUGACCAUAAAAGUUUACUUUCUGCACAGGAUAGCAACAUGAAGGGAAAGGAUUGUGUGCUCCUCUGUAAUUUCAGAUCGUUCAGAAAGAAAUAAACCAGACCAUCGUUCAUCAGGCCAAGGUCCCUUGUCAUCUAUUAAAGCAGCAAUCAAGAGAACACUCAUGAAUAGUGCAACUCAAAUAUGCCCCGUAGAAGAGCUUCUCGGACAACUUAUCACAGUGAACAGCAAAGAGAAAGAAGACGCCCUGAAAUCACAAUAGUUGCAGCUGAGCCACUUGGACCAUCCUCCUGGUUUCCAGGUGGAAACUGUGUCCCUCAACAAGGGCUACUGUUCCAGUCAACUCAUAGCCAGACACCUUGGAGAACCACUGAACUUGUUCCAGCAGAGCCACCUUCAUAUGAGCAGGUAAUCAAAGAGAUCAAUCAAGUGCCAAUCAUCCCAGCCAGCAAUAAUAAUGCUGCCUGUGCUGCUAAUUCUAGACGUACUACUACAUCUUCAACACAGACUGACUUUCAAGAAGAGAUAAUCAGCAAUUUGCCAGCAAUAAAUGUGAAAAAUAAUAUUUCCAUUAUCUCUGAAUGCAGAAACAUUCCAGCUACACAUACUCCUCAGAAGCCACCCAGACCUUCAUCAUCUCUGAUAAACAGCAAUCUUCCCAUAAAUGAACAGCUCUUAGUUAUUUUAGAAGACCAGACGUCUCAAGAGAAGUCUAAUGCUGCGGUAUGUCCUGUGCCAAAACCAAGAUCAAAGGGCAAUCUGAAACCAGUGGCUAAAGACAAUCAAGCAAACAAUCAGGAACAAAAGAGCCCAUCAAGCAGUGAAAAUAAUGAGUUAAUUAAUUCUUUGAUGUUCCUACUAGACAAUAACCUUGAGGAAAGUCAUAUAGUAAUGGACAACAUGGAUACAGACAAGAACCAAGGUAACAUAUUAUCACGGAUUAAAUCAUUUGAAAUGCAAGGGAAUGUCGAAACUUCCGGACUAACCAAGAAACAGGAAGUAUCUCCUCGCUCAUUAGGGCCCAAACCUAUCAUUAGUGCAAAAAAGCCUGUAGUGGCACCAAAGCCAGGCAUUAACAGAGCAUCAGGAGAAUGGGAACAAAAAGCUGCCUCCCUUCAGACUGAGGAAGUUGGGAGCAAUAUUACAACCAAGCCUGAAUUGCCAAAGAAGCCAACAUUAGUGACUGUAAAGAGGAAUAAUAGCAAUGGGCUCCUUAAUUCGGGAAGUGGAUCAGCUUUGGAGAAUACUGAUGGACAGAGAAAAGUUCCCAUUCCUGCUCCUAGGCCGCUUCUUCCCAAGAAGUCAGUCUCUUUUGAAAGUCCUUCUUUUCCUAUGCUUCCCCUGAAACCAAUAAGUACUGUUCCCAAGCCCUCUGUAGCUGCCCAAUCAAAUGCUUUUAGAUCCCCAGGGGAGUGUUUUCCAAGCAGCGUUACACCAUCUCCAGUACAAAAUAUUAGUUCUGCAGAAGGAGAUCUGAUCAGCUUUGACGACGAUGUUUUAUCCUUUAACUCUGCCAAGGCUGUUCAAGAAAUUUCUCAUUCAGAAUCAGAUCUUACCAAUUUGCCAUCCAAAGUUGAAUCUGCAAAAGAGCAACCAGUUCAGCCAGCUGUUGUGCGUAAACCUACUGUAAUCCGAAUCCCAUCUAAGCCAGCAAAAGCUUUAAAUGAUAUUCUGGAAAGCCCUCCUCCACUACCUACAGAGAAACCAAUUGGAAGCACAUCUGGUAUUGCAGCUGGAAAACUCAAUAAUAUCAAUAUAAUUAACAAGGAACCUGAACAGCCGAGCUUGGUACAGCCAAUCAAGAAUGAGCCUGUCCUGCCUCCAAGACCCGUUCAGGGGAAAAUCAUACCAUCUCGGCCCGCUCCACCUAAAGGUGCCCCAGGAAGACCACCACCACCAAAAUCCAACAAAAUCUCCUCAGAUACUGAUAGAUUGCCACACUCGUCAUCUGAUGUGGCACUCCAUAAGAAACCUAGCAUGCUUGGAUUGGGAAUCAAAAAAACAAAGAGCGAUGAUUUUAAAAAACAGGGCUCAGAUUUACCACCUCGACCCAAGCCUGGUCAUCCUCUAUACAAUAAAUACAUGCUUCCUGUGCAUCAUGGAAUUGCUAAAGAAGAUGUUUCAUCUCAAAAUGCUGGACAGCUCUCUUGUAAGGAUUCCGCUGAUAUGCAGAAGAUUAAUGAUCCAAGUGUUCCUCAUGCAACAGUGCUACAUAAUUUCACAGCAGAGCAUAUUGAUGAUUUGGAGCUUAGUGCUGGAGACACAGUUUUUCUUCUGGAAAAAAUAGAUGAUGAGUGGUACAGAGGAAAAUGCAAGAAUCGUACUGGGAUUUUUCCUGCUAGCUUUGUCAAAAUUAUUAUUGAUACUCCAGGAAAAAACAGCUGGAAAAAAGAGCCGCUUUCACCAUCCAAUAUUAUAGGCCCAAGAUGCAGAGCUAGAUUUGAAUACAUUGGAGACCUGAAAGAUGAAUUAAGUUUCUCUGAAGGUGAAGUUAUUAUUUUAAAAGGGUAUAUUAAUCAAGAAUGGGCCAAAGGAGAGCUGAGAGGUACUUCUGGAAUUUUUCCCUUAAAUUUUGUGGACGUUAUUGAAGAUCUACCUGAAUCAGGUGAUGGCAGUUUCCUGCUGAGGAGUAAACAUUCAGGAUCAAUGACACAACUGGAAGGACAAGCUGGACAGUGGUGUGAUGCUCUUCAUGACUUUACAGGAGAAACGCAGGAAGAUUUAUCAUUUAAAAAAGGAGAUUGUAUCUUGAUAUUAGAACAAGUGGAUUCAGAGUGGUAUAGAGGGAGGCUAAAUGGAAAGGAAGGCAUUUUCCCAGCUGUGUUUGUUCAUGUUUGUUCAGGUGGAAUGCAGUCAUCAGAACCUCAGGGAAGGAGGAAACCCAAAGCAAAGGCCCUGUAUGAUUUUCAUGCAGAGAACAUAGAUGAACUUUCUUUCAAAGUUGGUGAUAUCAUAACAAGUGUACAAUCUGUAGAUGAAGAAUGGAUGAGUGGAGAAUUACAAGACAAAUUUGGAAUAUUUCCAAGGAAUUUUGUCCAAAUUCUACAUCUUUCCUAAGGUGAAAUCCAAUUCUGGAGCAUUGUUUUGCAAGUGAAUACGCUGGAAGAAAAGCACGUUAUAUUCUGUGCAGUGGAGAAAGACUGCUAUCUGUGAUCAUUUUAUCUAGACUAUCAAAUGCAUUUUUGCACUAUUUUUGUAAAAUGUUUACUAGACUGUACAAUAUUUUGUUUUUAGUUUAUACUGAGCAGUCCCUGGGCAGAAGGUUUUUUUUUUUUAAAAAAAAAAAGAGGAAUACAAAGCCUUAUUAUUUAAACUUGGUGCAUUUUAUAUUCUUUCUGUGGGGGUGCAAUGGCUCAGAAUUAAAGAUGCUGAGCUUGUCAGCUGGAAACCUGACAACCCGGGUUUGAGACCCGAGUGCCAUGCAACAGAAUGAACUUCUGUCACCUUCUCCAGCUCCUGCCCACGUAGCAGUUUGAAACCAUGCAAAUGUGAAUAGAUAAAUAGGUACCACUUCAAUGGGAAGGUAACAGUGUUCUGUGUGCCUCAGCAUAUAGUCAUGCUGGCCACAUGACUAUGGGAAUGUCUUCAGACAACACUGGCUUCCUUGGCUUAGAAACAGAUAUGAGCACAGCCACCUACAGUUGGAAACAACUGGAUAGGGGAAACCUUUACCUUUACUUUUUAUUCUUUGUGUGACAUCCAAUUAAUUAAACACUGCUCAAAUAGGUUUUUUUUUUUUAACAAUACAUAUCCCACGCUAUAGUUUGCUACUCAAGUUUUCAGAAACCGAAAUGUUUACCAUAUGAAAACAUUAAACCCUGAUACAUAAAUAAGAUUGUCACGGUAAAAGAAAAGGUGUUUUCUUUACUUAAACCAAGUAAGUUAAGUUGUUUAAAAAUGCAUCAAUUACUUUUAGUCUGGAUUGAAGUAUCCUGAAACAAUUGGAUGAUAUUGGAUUUACGUGCCUUAGACUAGGAAGACCAUUAUGUCUGUUUGAUCCAGUUUUCUAUCCUAGUUACUAAUAGCUCUCCAGGAUCUUUCAAACGGUGCUGAAUCCCAACAUUUGUUGCCUGAUCUUUUUUAAUGGAUAAAUGCAAGAUAUAUAUACAGUAAGGCUGGGCAAAGCAAUUGAAGAAGACAUUGCAAUGUUGAACAGAUAUAAAAUGCCUGCUUUGAUUAAGUAUCCACAUUUUUGCAAGCCUCAUACUAUACAUGCACACGCUUUAACACUGCGCAAUCCUAAUGAAUAAUAAUUGCAUAUGUUUUAUGAUAAGAAAGGCUGGUAACUUUUCUUAGUACUUUCAGUAAAUAAAAUUACACACAUAGAGAUUUCUUAGUUUUUACAACCAAUGUACUGUGCUGUAUCAUAAUCUUAAUUUAUCUAAAGUGACUUUUCAAAGAUUCAUCCUCCUUUUUAAAGUCUGAUAUCAUUUUGGAUCUUUCAAAUUCUGUAAUGUUCCCUAUUGCCUUAUUCUUAUCUAAUCUACUGUUAGAAAUUAAGUGUGUUCAGAAAACUAUCUAUGAUAAGUGAUGGAAGAAUAAUUUUCACGGGUCUUGCUGCCAUGACUAUCUCAUAAGAAUAGAUAUUAUUAUAAACUUGUACUACAGCCUGUAUUGUCUUGUUAUCUCCAUCUCCUCAAUCUCCAACUUUAUAAAUGUAAUUUAAGGUAAAAAAUGAAUCUUAAAAUUAAAACUUUUAAGUCCGGUUUUUGCCCUAUAUUUCUUAAGAUUACAUUCUAUAAAAAUGCUCUGAUUUCCUGUCAGUUUUACCAGGAAUUAAUAUUAUAUGUUUAUAAAUCUGAUAGUGGUGAAAGACCUAAAACAUCGAUCCUCCUAUUUCUCAAGACUGAGUAAAAAAGCACACCAAAUCCAUUUUCUUGCUCAAUACCAAUAUUGCAUUUUGACUUUUCACUGCGUGGCCUUUAUGGAGGGGUGAGAUAGUACUUAAAGCACACACCACUGUCACAGCCUUGGCUAUAAUUGUUGGAAACCUUACUUUUGUGCGUAAAGCACAGCUAACAAGAAUAAAUAAUGAAGCAAAACAAUCUUGUGAAUAAACCUAAUCCCAAAGGAUGAAAAAAACAGAAAUUCUUUCACCGGGCCCUGUUUUUCCUCCGAACUAUGCCCUUUUGAUAGUAAGGUGGGGAAGCAUGCAGGAACAGCUUCUCUUUGCAGACCUCCUACACUCUUAUUUUCCAGAAUUAAUAGUUAGCUGCUAAGCCAUAAAAUACAUAGCAGGCUGUAAUUCAGAAGCCAGCCUCUCAUUCUGAUAAGCAGGGCUGCUGCAGUUAUUUCUGGCUUGCAAGGAAUGCUUUGACCACAAUCCACCCAUGCAUUUAAUUACGGUCAGAUUUUAAAACCAAACUACACUUUGGUUUGAGGUUUGGCAUAUUGUGCAAAUCGAAUUUUAUUUUAGAGGACAAAAGCAAUGGAAAUUUUGCUUUUGAUUCAAUCAGUGUGUUGCUUAUUCAUAAAAUUGUAGUUUCCUAUUUUAAUUUCUUAAAGCUUCCUUUAUACAUGCUUUCUGUUCACAAUUUAAAAACUGGAGGAAAAUACACACCUUUUCAGGUAAUUAACUUUGAAUGUUAUCUUGUUCCCUAGUUGUGGUCUUACUUUAAGAAUAAAAUACUUCCAUGAUAUAAAAAUAGUUAAAAUUCAGCUUUCCAUUAAGAUGUAAGAGCUGAAGUACAUGAAAAUAGUAUUAUUACCAUCAAGUACAGCAAUGUGAAAUUGCUUAGUUGAAGGCAAAACCGAUUAUUCACAACAACAACCUUUGUUGCCAUCUCAUAUUUUGCUGUAUUUUUUAGGAACAAUGGACCUUUUUUGUUGUAUGUCAGCUGCAGUAUUUAGGCUUUUGAGGGUCAUUUCAAGUGCUAACUGAAAACCACUGUGUACCAGACUGAAUGCAAUGCUUGUUAAAAUGACUUUUAUAAUUUUUCUUACUCAUAUAUUUUCAGAUUUUGUAUUUUUCCAUAUUCAUUCUCAACAUGUAAUUUUCCAGUGACUGAAAAAUGGUUUUGUUACUAAUGAAAAUGCACUAAUUUCUACAUUAGUAGUAAAUAUGGCUUUUAUAUUUAUCAUUGUUUAAAGUAAGCAUUCACCUGAGCAAGCUUUGUUAUUUUACUAAUCUAUGUAUUCAGAUUGCCAAAUACAGUUAUUUCACUUGAAGAGUGCCAUCUAAAGGGCUUUUAAUAGUGUUAGUAACGUAGAUAAAUACUAAUGACAUUCCCAUUUAAAUAACUGGCAUCAGUUUCUAGAUUGAGGCCAUAAAGUAUUAUAGAUCACAUGCUAUAAGAUUCUCAAAUGAAUGUAAGUACAGCAGUUAGCUGAAGAUACAAAUACUACAAUAUGUAUAUACAGUAUAUAAGUGUGAACCAGGAUAUUAUAGUAGCUAUUUAAUCUCCACAUCAGUUUAAUGAAUUUUGUUCAAAGAUUACACAAAUCU
Messenger RNA from Notechis scutatus (mainland tiger snake), 6705 nucleotides. It is a transcript of the gene SH3D19, whose product is annotated as SH3 domain containing 19. Lineage: Eukaryota; Metazoa; Chordata; Lepidosauria; Squamata; Elapidae. The record is from RefSeq and is a predicted model, not a curated record. Gene Ontology annotation, molecular function: protein binding.